Molecule: messenger RNA, 2689 nt
Organism: Beta vulgaris subsp. vulgaris (sugar beet)
Lineage: Eukaryota; Viridiplantae; Streptophyta; Magnoliopsida; Caryophyllales; Amaranthaceae
Exons: 3
Coding region: 266-2542 (758 amino acids)
Biological process (GO): transcription by RNA polymerase I
Cellular component (GO): fibrillar center
Molecular function (GO): RNA polymerase I core promoter sequence-specific DNA binding; oxidoreductase activity
Source: RefSeq, a predicted model, not a curated record
GGUGUUUAAAGUGGGAAAAAAUCUAAAAAUUACAAGACAAAAAAAAUAUGUAUUUUCCCCCUCUUUCUCUUCCUGCUUAACGCCUCCUGAGUUCUGUCCACACUCCACAGCCAAGUCACAGUACCCUCUCUCUACAAACUCUACCGGCAACCGGAGACCGGCGAUCGCCUGGAGCCAGAAAUCUUCACUGCUGCUUGGCGACCAACCGGCGACCGCAUGCUAAGCCAGUCACCCACUGGUUCACACUCAGUUUGAACAAAGAAAAAUGCAAUACUCAGAAGAAUGGAAGUCCCUAUUUCCUAUUUCCUCAGUCCAAUUUCCUCCCCUCCUCCUUACGAACGGAAAUUCAAAUUCGAAUUCGAGUUCUUUAUUGGGACCUCUGUGUUUCAACCCCGUCCCAGAGUCUUUGUCCCUUAUCUUCUCUUCUUGUGAUCUAUCCCCCCCUGUUCUCCCUCCUCCUCCCCAACUAUCUUUACCACAUUUUAUUCGGACUUCUGCUACCCAUGACUCUGCUGUCCCUCCUACCAUUGCCACUGUCAUCUCUGCUUCCUUUCAUUCCAACCACCAUCGUAACGUCCUCCCCAACAAUCGUCUUGAGCCCCUCUACUGUCCCAACAACCAGAACCAGGUCUUUAUUUUCUUCCCGACGGGCUCCAAUCUAGAUUCUGUUGGAUUUCUUGUUUUAUUCGUAAGGGAUUCCAAGUUGGCUGUUGAUUUUGGCUCUGUGUUGACUUCCCCAAUUAAAUUUGAUCAUCAGAUUAUUCAAUUAACAGCAUGCCCUAUCACUGAUUGCGCUUUGCCUCAUGUGGGUGGCUCUGCUUGUGUUGGUCUCUUAUUGGCUUGUAAUAUGUAUGCUGCUAAUUGGUUCAGCGUUCGAAGUAGUUUCAAUUCUAAUAAGCCUACCUUGGUUUUUAUGGGUAGUAAGAAAUUUACAAGUAGCAUGGUGGCACAUGCUUGUUGGAACCCACAUUUGCCGGGAGAAUGUGUGGUUUUGUUGGAAAGUGGAGCGUUGUUUUUGUUUGAUAUGGAUUCUUGUCUGGAUACAAGGUUUAGAGGGAAAAGAAUAAGUGUUGUGUGGGAUGAACUGGGUGAAUUGGCAGGGAGUGGGUGGUUUAGCUGUGAAUUCAGUUGGCAUCCUAGAAUUUUAGUCUUGGCUAAUACAAAGGCUCUCUAUGUGGUUGAUUUAAGAUAUGGGAAAUGUCAACAGAGCUGUUUAUUGAGAAUUAAUAUGCUAGAAAUGAGUGACUGUCUUCAUGAGAAGGAUAAGUUUGUUGUGUUUUCAAAGGCUGGAAGUGAUGGUUUCCUCUAUACCGUGGCAUCUGAGCAAUGGCUAUUUUUAUGUGAUGUUCGUAAACCACUAAUGCCGGUGCUGAGAUGGGCCCACAAUCUGCAUGAGCCACGCUACAUGACUGUUUUGUCUCUUUGUGAGCUGAGAUCAAAUCCGCAAGAUAAGCAUGCAGGGGCCUCUGGUAUUAUCUUAGGAUCAUUUUGGAACAAAGAGUUCAAUCUUUUCUGCUAUGGGCGUCCUCAAUCCGCUGUUAAAAGAUCUUUAUCUAGUCAAAUUUUAAAAUUAUCUAAUUCCUUCUAUGCAUGGGAACUUCCGUCACUGUUACCGCUGGCUGGUCAAAAUUGCCUCUGUGGCAGUUGUCUUUUGAGGGAGGAGUUUGCAAAGGAUGAUCUUCCUGAAUGGAUCGAAUGGCAACAGAAACAGGAAUUGGUUCUUGGAUUUUGCAUCCUUAACAAGGAUCUUUCUUCUUUAUUGCCCAAUGCUGGAGAGCACGGGGGGUUUACACUUAUCCGGUUGAUGUCUACUGGGAAACUUGAAACACAGCAGUAUUGUGCUUCUUGGAAAUUGGCGAGGAAUGUGGCGAGGGCACAUCAAGAAGUGACUCCUCUUAAAGAUUCCCUGUUAUGCGCUAUGGGUGAUGAGAAUAAUAAAUUUCCAAGGAGGUAUCGGUACAUUAAACUUCAGUACCUCUAUGGCCAUUUGAGUGAUAACCUUGCCAAAUUAUUGUUUACAAAAUUUAGGAAUGUCCCGGCUGUCUCAGGUGUGAAGAAAUCUUCUAAUGAACGUUUCCAUGAAUUCAUGAGUGAGAAUUUAAAUUCAUUAAGCUGUGAUCCAGAAAGAGUUGCUGAUUUUCUCAAAGAUGUUAGCAUGCCAGCAAGUGUGUAUGAGAUUGUCAGUAGAAUGAUGUGGACUGGGUUACCCAUGAAUAUCUUAGAGGUGGCUUUUCCAGAGUAUGCUGAUGUUCUUGAAUUUGAUCAGAAGAAAGUGCCUUUGGAAUUUCCAGUCAUUCCUGACCAUAAUCAGUCACCUCCCUUCUUGUUAAGAAACCCUUCUCACUGCAGUAUGAAGCGGUCAAGCAAGGUAAGACACAGUGAAGAUUUCGUGGGUCCCGUUCUUCCUCUUCCUGCAUUAGUCGUUCAAGUGACAAACAGGAAAAAGAAUGUGCAGUCUCGCUCAACGAAGACAUGGAUGAGACCUGGACCAACAAAUCGAGAUCAAAGUCGUUAUUCUUGUAUAAGCCAUCUGCGUGCUUAGAUGAAGUGGAGGAACAUAAGGGAUUUGUACUAGGAGAGAGAUUCCAUACUGUAGUUUCUGAAUAUGCCAAGGAUGAUGGUGAUUUUUUCUCUGGUCUUUGCCCAAUGGAACUAAAAUUUGAUUCCGAUAUUAACAUGGAGAUGGUAU